UGUUACCACAGGAGGCACGUCACAGAGAGAGAGAGAGAGAGAGAGAGAGCGAGAGAGCACAGGAAACUGAAAACUUUCUCACUACCUGAGAAAAAGCCACUUCAAGGGCACUGGAGUCACAGACAGAGCGCACAGGCCUCAGAACAGAGGAAUUCCACUGCAUCACCGGAACAAACCAAAGUCACAGCUCGUCUUCGCCUGAGCGGAUCACAACGUAAGACGCAGAGAUGGCUGAGGCGCAUCAGGCGGUGGGCUUCCAGUUCACCGUGCGCCCUGAUGGUGUCGACCUCCGACUGAGUCAAGAGGUCAUCAAAAACAUCUACCUGUCAGGAGUGACGGCAUGGAAGAAGAGAGCCAUACAGUUCAAGAAUGGUGUGUUGGCGGGGGUCUAUCCAGCCAGUCCAUCCAGCUGGCUGAUAGUUGUGAUUGCAAUGAUGAGUUCCUUGUAUAUUCGCAUUGACCCCUCUCUGGGAAUGAUCGACGCCAUCAAGGAUAACCUACCGCGAAGAGACUGUAUGUCAGUGCAGACCCGGGCAGUGCUGAGUGCCAUCCUCUUUGCCACCGGACUGUGGCUGUUCCUCAUCUACCUUUUGAGAUACACUCUCAAAGCUCUGCUUUCCUACCAUGGCUGGAUUUUUGAGUCCCACGGAAAAAUGAGCACGUCAACCAAAGUGUGGCUGAGCCUGGUAAAGAUGUUCUCUGGACGCAGGCCGCUGCUCUACAGUUUCCAGGCCUCUUUACCCAGGCUCCCUGUGCCCAGCUUGGAUGACACAAUCCAAAGGUACCUCGACUCAGUUCGUCCUCUUCUGGACAGUGACCAGUACGACCAAAUGGAGAUUUUGGCCAACGACUUCAAAGAUUCCAAAGCAGCCCAGCUGCAGAGAUACUUAAUGCUUAAAUCCUGGUGGGCAACAAAUUAUGUGAGUGACUGGUGGGAGGAGUACAUCUACCUCAGGGGCAGAAGUCCCAUCAUGGUGAACAGUAACUUCUAUAUAAUGGACCUCCUGUACGUGACCCCGACACACCGACAGGCUGCACGCGCGGGGAAUGUGGUCCACGCCAUGCUGAAGUACAGACGUAAACUGGAACGUGGUGAACAUGCACCGCUGAGGGCUCUGGGGACCGUUCCCAUGUGUUCCUCUCAGAUGGAGAGGAUGUUUAACACCACACGCAUCCCUGGCAUUGAAACAGAUAUUGUGCAGCACCUGACUGACCGUAAGCACCUGGUUGUCUACCACAAGGGCCGGUUCUUCCAAGUGUGGCUGUACACUGGAGGGCGCCACCUCUUACCCAGUGAACUCGAGACACAGUUUCAGAGGAUCCUCAAUGACACGUCCGAGCCUCAGCCUGGAGAACUCAAAUUAGCUGCCCUGACUGCUGGAAACAGAGUUCCAUGGGCACGGGCUCGGAUCAAAUAUUUCGGCCAGGGGGUAAACAGAGUGUCCCUGGAUGCCAUCGAGUCAGCUGCCUUCUUCCUGACGCUGGAUGACGAGCCGCAGGGUUAUGACCCUGCAAAAACCGAUUCACUUGACAGUUACGCCAAGUCCCUGCUGCAUGGAAACUGUUACGACAGAUGGUUUGACAAAUCUUUCACCUUGAUCUCUUACCCAAAUGGAAAAAUGGGCAUAAAUGCUGAACAUUCUUGGGCUGAUGCUCCGAUUGUAGGACACAUGUGGGAGUAUGUCCUUGCAACAGACUGCUUCCAGCUUGGCUACACAGAGGAGGGGCACUGCAAAGGGGACGUGAACAAGGGCCUACCUCACCCCACUCGACUACAGUGGCAGAUUCAAAAGGAGUGUCAAGGUGUCAUUGAGACCUCAUACCGGUCAGCCAAGCAGAUUGCUGAUGACGUGGACUUUCAUGCUUAUCUGUUUUCUGACUUUGGAAAAGGCCUGAUCAAGAAGUGCAGGACCAGCCCUGAUGCUUUUAUUCAGCUGGCCCUGCAGCUGGCACAGUUCAGGGAUCAGGGAGUGUUUUGUCUGACGUACGAGUCCUCAAUGACUCGUAUGUUCCGAGACGGACGGACAGAGACGGUGCGCUCCUGCACCUCUGAGGCUGUCGCAUUUGUCAGAGCCAUGGAGGACACAAGUGCAACAAACACCCAGAGACUUGGCCUGUUUCGGAAAGCGGCAGAUACGCACCAGAACAUGUAUCGCCUGGCCAUGACUGGUUCAGGCAUUGACCGUCACCUCUUCUGUCUCUACAUUGUGUCCAAAUACCUUGGUGUCGACUCGCCAUUUCUUAAAAAGGUGCUUUCAGAGCCCUGGAAGUUGUCCACCAGCCAGACUCCACAGCAGCAGCUCAAUUUAGUUGACAUCACAAAGUUCCCAAAAUAUGUGGGUGCUGGUGGUGGAUUCGGGCCAGUGGCUGAUGACGGUUAUGGCGUGUCUUAUAUCAUCGUUGGGGAAAACCUCAUCACAUUCCAUAUCUCCUGCAAGUUUUCUAGCGCUGACACCGACUCAUGUCGGUUUAGUCAGAACAUUCAGAAGGCCAUGCUCGACAUCCAGGGACUUUUCAAGGCGGAAAAUGACAAGAAGAUGGUGGAGCUUGGAACGCAUGUGCAGCUGGAAAAUGGGAAAAAGCACAUCUAACGGGCAUUGUGCUAUGGAUUUGUCUGAUGUAUAACUUGUGAGCCAGUCUUUGACGUGCUUCAGUCAGUUAAACAAAACAAAGUUCUGGUGAUAGGUUGCACUUUGGAGUUUUUCGGUGGUUCAUAUGAAUGUGGCCAUUCCACUCUGUGAGACAAAAGCAGGAGUUGCUGCUCCUCUAAUUUAUUUACUAUUUAUAUCGUACUUUUCAGAGCGGUUUGGGGCUGAGGAAAAGAUGUAAACUUUGAUAAUGGGAAAUUUUGCUUUUGCAACCUUUUUUAAGUUUAUGCCAGACUGUACAUAAAUUGAAUGUAAUAAAAAUCUAAAUAUGA
Molecule: messenger RNA, 2920 nt
Organism: Scophthalmus maximus (turbot)
Lineage: Eukaryota; Metazoa; Chordata; Actinopteri; Pleuronectiformes; Scophthalmidae
Gene: cpt1b
Product: carnitine palmitoyltransferase 1B (muscle)
Exons: 19
Coding region: 228-2591 (787 amino acids)
Biological process (GO): carnitine metabolic process; fatty acid metabolic process
Cellular component (GO): mitochondrion
Molecular function (GO): carnitine O-palmitoyltransferase activity
Source: RefSeq, a predicted model, not a curated record